AUGCGGAGAUUUUAUUUUCUCCUCGCGCGUCGCGUCGUCGUCGUGAGUCGUCUCUUCCAGCGAACGCGCGAAUGUCGUUUCCUGAUCUCCUCCUCCGCGUCAGCCAUAUCCGAGCGCGCCGUCGCGCACGAUGUCGCUCGCGCUCGGACCCGUCGCGGCGUCCGUCUCCGCGCCGUCGCGUCGCGCGCCUCCGCGCGCGGCGCGUCCCGCGCGCGCGUCGUCCGCGCGCCCCAACGCGCGUCCCCCCGCGCGCGAGGCCCACCGGCUUCGUCCUCGGCGAGACCGCGACCGUCGUCGUCGUCCCCACGUGGAUGGAUGGCGCGUCGUCGCGUCCUCCGCGUCCUCGGACGACGCCGCCUCGACCCGCCCGCCUCCUCCCUCGGUGACGUACGUCGAGCGCGCGAUGACCCCAACGGAGGCGUGGCGUCGGAUGUGGACCAAAGCGGACGCGUACCACGCGCACGGCGUCUCCGGCGCGGCGUUCACCGCGCUCGGAUUCGGACUCGUCGCCGCGUGGGCGAAGCGCGAUCUCGACGCGCUCUCGUCCCUCUCGUCCUCGCACGAACUCGCGUCCGCCGCGGUCUACGACGCGCUGCACGCCACGGGCGGCGCCCCGGAGUGGUGGGGUCUCGCGAUCGCGUCGCUCGCGAUCGCGGGCGUCUGCGCCGCGACCGGGCUCCCGCUCGGCCGCGCGCGCGGCUGGCGGAAAGUCGAGCUCUCCGCGCGGUCGGCGCUCUUCCAGCUGGUGCUGACGUGGCAAGCGAUUCGGAUCGGCCCGGGCGGCGAGUGGCUGUCGUUCGUCGACGCGCACGCGUGGCAGCUCGCGCUGGCGCCGUUCGCGUGGCAGACGCUGACGUCGGCGUACGUGUUGUUCGGCACGAAGGACGACAAGCGAAGCGCGGCGCUGAUUCUCGUCGGCGCGUGGCUCUUCGGCGCGCAGGUGUUCCCGGCGGCGAGCGUGAUCGCGUCCGGCGGCGACGGCCUCGCCGCGCUCGCGUCCUCGCGGCCCGGGCUCGUGACCGUGUGGUGCCACUCGCUCGUCGGUCUCGUGUGGCUGUUGAACUGGAGCACGCUCGGCGCGAGUUUGAGGGCGAGGAAGGUGAUCGACGACGACGGGUACCGGAGAUGGUUUUUGUUGCGGCCGUCGGCGGCGUGGAUGUGUCUCUUCGCGUUGGACGUCGCGACGUACGCGCCGUUCGCGAGCGUCGCGGACUACUUCGCGUCGUUCGGCGGGUCUAGGGGUUUAUUGUGAUAGUCUAUCUUCGUCUCCGCGCGAGAGCUACUAGAAGACGGGCGCGUUCGAGUUCGUUGAAGAAUACGAAUCGAUUUCAUUCCGAC
Molecule: messenger RNA, 1338 nt
Organism: Micromonas pusilla CCMP1545
Lineage: Eukaryota; Viridiplantae; Chlorophyta; Mamiellophyceae; Mamiellales; Mamiellaceae
Exons: 2
Coding region: 1-1239 (412 amino acids)
Source: RefSeq, a predicted model, not a curated record